Apis mellifera (honey bee) is the source of this 3938-nucleotide messenger RNA. RefSeq lists its product as uncharacterized. Lineage: Eukaryota; Metazoa; Arthropoda; Insecta; Hymenoptera; Apidae. Gene Ontology annotation, molecular function: odorant binding; olfactory receptor activity. The record is from RefSeq and is a predicted model, not a curated record. Gene Ontology annotation, biological process: sensory perception of smell; detection of chemical stimulus involved in sensory perception of smell. Gene Ontology annotation, cellular component: plasma membrane. The transcript has 10 exons. The coding region runs from base 532 to 2832 and encodes 766 amino acids.
AAAAAAAAAAAUAUCAGAGUAAUUAUAUCUGCUUGCAAUUGAUGUAAGCGGAAAAUAGGAAGAAAAAAUGACGUAAAGGAAUAUAGAAAUCGAUAACAAUAAAUACUUAUGCACUUACAGUUGUCAACUUGUUUUUAAAAAUGUAAUUCCUCGCGUUAUAUCGUCGGAUCGCAGUAAUGUCAGUAAUUACGAUAAUUGCAUAGGGGUAAAUUCCAAGGGAAAACUGUCCCAUUUGACAGAGCGCAAAAAAUAUCGACAUCUUAUAAAUAUGGUUAGUAGCACUUAAUGAAAGAGCUAUCCUCUAAAGAUACCCUUUGUUUUUAUAUAUCAUUAGAAAUAUAAAAUAACUCGUUAUCGUUUAAUCGAAUAAUAAUUUUCCUUUCUCUUCAUUUUUUAAAAUGUAUUGUAUUAUCGAAAAAUCUUAUUAGCAGAAUUCAUCGAAAUGUAAACAGGAGAAGAAGCUAUUGAAAAUUUUGAUUAUUUGAUCCCGAUUUGCAAAGAAGAAUAAAUCGUAUCGACAAAUAAUUUAAAAUGCACUUAUUGCGAUGGACAUUCAAGCUUUUCGUUGCCACUGGAUACUUUUUAUCACCGAAAAUCAAGUCUCCGAGAAAACGAUUUCUCUACAAUGUGUAUACCGUCGUCGUGACGUUAUUUUUAUUAAGUUUCUUGCUCACGUUAAUUAUGCAAAUCGUUUUCAACGUGAGAACUGCGGAUGAACUCAGUGAAAAUUUCGGUAUAACCAUCACGGUGUUCACCACCAUUUGUAAGUUUAUCAACUUACUAUUCCGACGAGGAAUUAUCAUAAGUUUAUUGGAUUUGUUGCAAAAGGAGCCCUUCUUGCCCAUGGACAUAGAAGAAAUAAAAAUUCACACGAAAUACAACAAGCUGAUCGAGAAAGUCAGUAUUUUUUACACGUUGCAAAACGUAUCCUGCCUGGUCGCUUUGAUUGGCGCAACGUUAAUCACCGAUUUCAAGAAGAAAAAAUUAACUUUCGAGGCUUGGAUACCUUUCAAUUACACCGCCUCGUGGUUUUUGUUCUCUUUAACUUUUAUUCAUCAGUGUGGAUGCGCGGUGGUCACUUCCUUUGGUAUCAGUAUUUUCGAUACCCUAUUCGCCGGCCUUCUACUUCAAGUAUGUUGUCAAUUGGACACGCUCGUAUACCGAUUGCAAAAUAUCAAAGAAGACGCGAUUCAAUCGUUGAAAUAUUGCGCUCGCCAACACGAAUUAAUAUACAGAUUCACCGAAUUGAUGAAUAAAUUGUUCAGCUCGAUAUUGUGCUUGCAAUUUUUGAUUAGCGCGGUCGCAAUAUGCUUUAGCGUUUAUCGGGUAAUAUAUACGAAAACCGAUUCACAAUUUGCAGGGGCGAUAAUAUUUGUCUUUUCCGCGUUAAUUCAAAUCUUUUACUUUUGCUGGCACGGGGAUAUAGCAAAGUACAAAAGCCUUGAGAUUCCCGACAUGAUAUUUAAUAGCAAUUGGCCGAAUUUGAGCAACGAAGCUAAGAAAAUUCUCUUGAUAAUCAUGGCACGUUCAUUGACGCCUGUCGAGGUCGUCAGCGCUCACAUAAUACCCCUCAACCUGGAAUCUUUCAAGCGUUUAAUAAAAGCUACUUACUCGGCGUAUAAUAUGCUGCAACAGACUAAAACGGAAAUAAGUAACAGAAUGCACAAACUUUCUCUGUCGUUCGCUCUUCUCACUUACGGUGGCUAUUGGAGGCCAACAAAAUGGCCGGCUUCCUCUUACAAAUAUCACUUGUACAACAUUUACUCGGCAUUCAUGAUUUUCCUCUUAUACUUCAUCACGUUCUGUACUUGCGUGGAUUCAUUGAUCAGCAAAAACUUGAAGACAAUGAGCGAAAAAUUUUCCCUCUGCAUCUCGGUCUUCGGUGUUUCCCUCAAAGUGGCCAAUUUGUUCCUUCAACGGGGGAAAAUUAUAAAUAUAAUGAACAGUUUGACGAAGGAGAAUUCCAUUCCAAGGGACGAACAGGAGGAAAUCAUUCAACGGAGGAACGACAAUUACGCGAGAAAAGUGACCAUAUAUUGCGAGAUUCUGAACGAAUCGGCAGUGUUCUUCGCGACAGUGGGUCAAUAUAAAAGAUUCAUAAAUACCAGAACAUUACCCGUAUCCGAUUGGAUACCGUACGACUUAUCCUCGACAGAAUUGUACAUUAUAUCCCUGUUGUAUCAAACUGUUGGACUGUUGAUCUGUGCGAACGCGAGCGUGGGCAACGAGACCCUGAUUGCCGGAUUGAUGAUACAAGCUGGCGUGCAGUUCGAGAUAUUUUGUCAUCGAGCACAAAAUCUGCCCUCCCUCGUGUUGACGGUAACACGAAACAGCAACGUGUCCAAAAAGGAUCUGAGGAUAAGAUACAAUAAGAUUAUUGGGAAUUUCGUUCGAUAUCAUCUUGAAAUAUACGAAUUUGCCGAAACGGUGAACACCGUGUUCCAGUACAUGAUUUUUCUACAGUUCACCAUAAGCUCGGUGGUUCUAUGCCUGAGUAUCUAUAAAUUUUCAACGGUAGAUCCGUUGAGCAUGAACUUCGUCUGGAGCGGCUUCUAUUUGUGCUGUAUGCUUAUGCAGGUGUAUUUAUACUGCUGGUUUGGGAACGAGGUGACGUUGAAGAGCAAUAAAGUAAGCGAUGCUAUUUACGAAAUGGAUUGGACGAUACUUCCUUCUAACGUAAUGAAGGAUUUAUUGCUCGUUAUAGCAAGAUCUAAGAAACCGGUGAAAAUAACCAGUGGUCAAAUCUUUAUCUUAUCCACGGAAUCUUUUAUGAAAAUCAUGAAAAUAUCAUACUCCUCGUUCAAUAUUCUGAAAAAUUCAACGAUGAAGUAAGAAAAUUCAAUUGUUACCUAUUUCAAUUUUUACCGACGAUAUAUAUAUAUUAUAUAUAUAAUUGUUCUCGCUCCAAUUGUACUUUUUUACAAUUAUCAUAAGGAGUAUUUGUGUAUCCUUUUUUAUCGUUGUGCAUUAUCACACACUUUCAUCGAUGUACCUACUCGUCACAAACAGGAUUAAAAAAAAAAUAAUAAAAAGAAUUCAUCAUCAAGAAUUGUAUCGAUAAUUAAAAUUAGAAAAAUCGGUCAUCGAAUAUCCGUCCAUACAACUCUACCAUCGUUCAUGGUAUUUUUUAAUUUUAUCGCAUUGUAAUCCAAGACAGAGCGAAGAUUUUUAAUAGAAUUAUAACUAUUUCCCUAAAUUUUUUCCGAUGUUUUGUCUGACGCCCGGCUCACUUAUCAAAGCCGCCAUAUUUUUAAACAUUAAGAAUUUUUAACGACACUUUUAGAAUCACGUUACGCAAGUUUAUUUAUCGUUCUGAUCGAUUGCUCGAUCGUUCGGACGAAUAGCACGAAAGAAGGAUAACUGGAGGAAAGUUGUGAUGAACUGAUUCGAGAAGCAUUUGAAGCAUUCAAAGCAUUCGCUUUGGAGGAACAUCGAUUUCUUCGUGAUCAUCGUUAAUAUUACAUUUAUCGCCUUUUUUCAAGGUUGGUUACGCGAGCUUACCAUUCCAAAAGUUUAUUGUUUCUGCCCCUCCGACUUGUAACAGUUAAAAGUGUGCAGUGUAUAUAACCGAAAUACUCGAAAAUAAUAACGAUCGACGAGACGAGUCGAUUUUUUUUUCGAUCGUGCGUCGAAUGGCCGGCAAAAAAUGCCUUAUCAAAAAUUAUAAAAUAAAUCUCCUUCUAAUUAUUCAUUAGAUACAAAACUAUAUCAUAUCUUAUCUUUAUAUAACCAAGUAUAUAUAUCUCGAAUCAUCGACGAAGAUAACUAAAAACGUGGUAAAUGACAUCAGUUUCAAUUUCUCUCACAUUCGCAACACGUCGAUCUAUAUAAAUUCGAUAAUAUCGAUGGAUCCAGUUACUAGCCUGUUCCGAUCAAAAGGUGAGAGAAAUUUUCGAGGAGGCGCGAGCAGAAAAUAAACGUGCAGGGCCCCACCCCCG